AUGGGAAAUAAAAAGGAUACUCAGAAGGUCAAGGACACCAAGACCAACUUCAGGUGGUCACAACCAAUGCAGAAUUUAUUACUUGAGAUACUUGCAGAUGAGGCUCUUCAUGGAAACAAGCAAUCCAACACAUUUAAACAUGCAUCAUAUGCUAAAGUAGCUGAAGCAAUUACUGAGAAAUUUAUGACUGAAUGUACUCCAAAGCAUGUGGAACAUCGCUUUAAAACACUUAAAACCAAUUGGAAUACAAUUGCAUUACUUCGUAAUAAGAAAAGUGGGUUUGGAUGGAAUGAUGAUUUGAAAAUGAUCACCUGUGAUAGGACAGUGUAUGAUGAAGAAGUCGAGGCACAUCCAAAUCAUGCACAAUUUCUAAACAAGAAAAUUGAGAUGUUUGAUGAGAUGGCUUUGGUUGUGGGUAAGGAUAUGGCUACAGGAGGUUUUUCCAAGGGAGUAGGUGAUAUAGGUGUAGAAGCAUUGGAUGACUCACCUCCGCUUGUUGAUGCUGAUGUUGAUGACAUAUCCAAAAAGAAGCAAGUUGAUCCCUCACAUGUGGCCUCAAAUGAAACAAGGUCUCACAGGAAACGAAGUCAUGCUACUAUGAUUGAAGAUGUUGUUUACCAAGAUUUGUCCAUACAACUUGGUAAGGUUGCUUCUGCAAUAGAAAAGAUUUCUGAAAAUCAGCUAAAUUUUGGUAGUCUUUAUGAAGAAGUUAUGAAGAUGGAUGGAUUUGAAGAAAAUAUGCUUGCAUCUGCAUUUGACCAUUUGAAUGGGGAUGAAAAACAAGCAAGGUCAUUCAUGUUGAAAAAUGACAAGCUCCGUAGACAAUGGCUGCAGAACUUCUUUGACAACUAUUUAAACCAAUUUUGA
This is a messenger RNA of Quercus robur (English oak), 867 nucleotides long. RefSeq lists its product as uncharacterized. The transcript has 2 exons. The record is from RefSeq and is a predicted model, not a curated record. NCBI's taxonomy places the organism in Eukaryota, Viridiplantae, Streptophyta, Magnoliopsida, Fagales, Fagaceae. The coding region runs from base 1 to 867 and encodes 288 amino acids.